Messenger RNA from Anguilla rostrata (American eel), 1075 nucleotides. RefSeq names its product M1-specific T cell receptor beta chain-like. NCBI's taxonomy places the organism in Eukaryota, Metazoa, Chordata, Actinopteri, Anguilliformes, Anguillidae. The transcript has 4 exons. Gene Ontology annotation, cellular component: plasma membrane. The record is from RefSeq and is a predicted model, not a curated record. Bases 173 to 1075 code for a protein of 300 amino acids. Gene Ontology annotation, biological process: cell surface receptor signaling pathway.
CCAGAGACACCUUUUAGAAACCAUCAUAGAAUCCAGCAGAGGGCAGUACUGUUCUCCAGUGUGUACUGAGGCAGGAAAACCGCAACAUAUUUCCAGCAAGCAUACAUCAGACAGGGUGUGCAGAGAAAGUUAAAGCCAUUCUCAGAAGAUCUUCUCUCCACAAAGCUGCAGAAUGACAUUCAGGGCACUAAUUGGAUUCUCUAUCCUGUUAUACUGGCUCUUUUGUGCCACAGGAGGCGUGGAGUUUGAGCAGUAUCCGUCCCUAAUAGCCAAACCAGGAGAGAACAGGGAGAUUAAAUGCAGCCACAGCGAGAGCAACUACCAUAACAUGUAUUGGUACAGACGGGCAUUACACGACAGGGUUCUCGUCCUGGUUGUGUUCGGCCAUAGCAGGGAAAAGCCCACUUACGAAGCCCAGUUCCAAACCCGAUUCCAUUUGACCCGGGAGGCAGUGAACCGAAGCUCCCUACGCAUCUCCGCUCUCACUGUGGAAGACACUGCGGUGUACUUUUGUGCAGCUAGCUCACACAGUGCUAUAAGCUAUAAGCCUCGCUUCGAGCAGCACUUUGGUGGAGGAACAAGACUCACUGUUGUAGAUCCCCAUGUUCCAGUCACACCUCCCCAGGUCAGAGUACUGCCCCCUGCCCCCCAGGAAGUCCAGAGGAGCAGUAAGAGCAAGUCCAAAGUAACGCUGGUGUGCGUGGCAACAGGGUUCUACCCUGACCACAUCCGUGUGCUAUGGAAGGUGAAUGGAGUGGAGGUGGGGGCCAGUGGGGAGGACAGCAGUCCCAUGUGGGAUGGGUCCAGCAGUACCUACAGCCUCAGCAGCAGGAUCAGGAUCCCUGCCCAGGACUGGCUCCGCCCACAAAACAGCUUCACCUGUGUUACCAGCUUCUACAAUGGGAGCCAUGACCUCAUCAACAAUCACACAAUUUUUGGAGACGGUGGGCACCGCAAUUAUAGUCAAUGCUUCCACAGACAAUAUAUUAAUUUUCCUCACAAUGUUCAUGAAUAUCAAAAUAUAUGUGAACUAACAGGAAUAUUUUUGUUUUUUUUAAGGUUGUUUCUCAGGUGA